AUGCUCUUUCUGCUGCACCCCGCCUUGCUGUUGCUCCUGGGCGCCACGCUGACCUUCCGGGCGCUCCGACGCGCUCUCUGUUGCCUACCCCUGCCGGCGCACGUGCGUGCCGACCCCCUGCGCACCUGGCGUUGGCACAACCUACUCGUUUCCUUUGCCCACUCCAUAAUUUCAGGGGUCUGGGCGCUGCUGUGUGUAUGGCAGACCCCCGAAAUGCUAGUGGAGAUUGAGACGGCAUGGUCGCUUUCUGGCUAUCUGCUAGUUUGCUUCUCUGCAGGUUAUUUUAUUCAUGACACAGUGGACAUCGUGGUGAGCCAUCAGGCUCGUGCUUCUUGGGAAUAUCUUGUUCAUCAUGUCAUGGCCAUGGGUGCCUUCUUUUCAGGAAUCUUUUGGAGCAGCUUCGUUGGUGGGGGUGUCCUAACGCUACUGGUGGAGGUCAGCAACAUUUUCCUCACCAUUCGCAUGAUGAUGAAGAUCAACAAUGCCCAGGAUCUCCUGCUAUACCGGGUCAACAAGUAUGUUAACCUGGUCAUGUAUUUUCUCUUCCGCCUAGCCCCGCAGGGCUACCUCACUCAUUUCUUCCUGCGUUACGCGGACCAGAGGAACCUGGGCACCUUUCUACUGAGCGUCCUGCUCAUGUUGGACAUAAUGAUCCUCAUCUACUUUUCCCGCCUCCUCCGCUCGGAUUUCUGCCCUGAACGUGUCCCCAGCCCGAAGCACAAAGACAAAUUCUUAACUGAGUGA
This is a messenger RNA of Orycteropus afer afer, 744 nucleotides long. RefSeq names its product TLC domain containing 1 (gene TLCD1). Gene Ontology annotation, cellular component: plasma membrane. NCBI's taxonomy places the organism in Eukaryota, Metazoa, Chordata, Mammalia, Tubulidentata, Orycteropodidae. The record is from RefSeq and is a predicted model, not a curated record. The transcript is spliced from 4 exons. Bases 1 to 744 code for a protein of 247 amino acids. Gene Ontology annotation, biological process: plasma membrane organization; membrane assembly; phospholipid homeostasis.